This is a messenger RNA of Coregonus sp. 'balchen', 10015 nucleotides long. NCBI's taxonomy places the organism in Eukaryota, Metazoa, Chordata, Actinopteri, Salmoniformes, Salmonidae. The record is from the annotation of a GenBank genome assembly.
AUGUCAAACACCACCACCACUGCAGAAGCUCCAACCUAUCCAAACUGCUCUCUCGUGCCCCCUCCAGGUCUGUCAGAGGAGUGCAGGGUGCAGACCCCGGCCUUCACAGAUGCGGUGCGACUCCACAGGCAGGCUCAGGGACACUACGGCACCUGGGACAUGAUGUGUGGAGGGCCACCACAGGUGAGAGGAACACUAUAGAGAUGGCUCUAGCUUUUGAGGACUUUAUUAGUCAAUCUCAUUUCAUUUGAAUGUAUUCUGAAUUAGUGAUGCUAACGCCUUACAGUAUGUACUGUAUUCAGGUUUGCUUACCAAAGUUCAGGAGCAAUCUUACAGCAGGUCAUUCCUGGCCUUAGCUAAACCUCUUGAGUGGUCAGUGGCCAUGAUGGAUGUCAGUCAGGCAGCCGGUGUGUAUUUCAGAGCUGUUUGUUGAGGAUUGACUGUUUUUAUCUGAGAGUACAGGUGGAAGGAGAAAAUACUCUUCCCCCUGAGAAAACCGUAUAGAGACAUCUUGUACCUCACCACCUCCCUCUGUCAGUUUGGCCAGACUCCUGCUCCUCUGGGUGGGGUCUCCCUUAAAAGAGCCCCUUUCAGACUCCCCCUCUCUGUUUCUUACCCCUGCUUGGGUGGGAACAGUCUCCUACUCAGGCUCAGGUGUGGCCCUGCCUGGUUUUCUAUGGUCUUCCUUUCAAAUAGCCUGUUCCUUUCUUCUCACUAGCUCCAUUUCACUCAUAUUCUUCCCCCGAUUCUCAUCAACACUUCCCACUGUCUCUGUAGACCUGUUUGUGGCUACUGUGGGACUGGGAGUGGGUUUUUUGCUUGCUACUACUGUAAAGGGCUACUACUGUAAAGGUAGCAGGAGGGACUAAGCUGGUCAAAAGUAUUGCACUGUAAAUGGAAUAGGGUGCCAUUUGGGACGCAGGAACUGUUACUCUGUGAAGUCCUGAAGUGAUCUCACUUACUCAGUAGAAAUGAGACACUAAACUUUAAAGGGGUCCCAGUGUUGGGCAUUAGUAGGUCUGCAUCUGAAAUGGCACCAUAGUCCCUAUAUAGUGCACCCUACACUGGCCCUGGUCAAAAGUAGUGCACUAUAGGGAAUAGGGUGCUAUUCGGACAGGCACCCUAGAUUUAUCAUGUCAAUAUCAUGGCCCUGUGUAUACUGAACAAACAUAUAAACGCAAGAUGUAAAGUGUUGGUUUCAUGAGCUGAAAUAAAAGACACCAGAAAUUUUCCAUACGCACAAAAAGCUUAUUUCUCUCAAGUUUUGGGCACAAAUAUGUUUACAUCCCUGUUAGUGAGCAUUUCUCCUUUGUCAAGAUAAUCCAUCCACCUGACAGGUGUGGCAUAUCAAGAAGCUGAUUAAACAGCAUGAUCAUUACACAGGUGCACCUUGUGCUGGGAACAAUAAAAGGCCACUCUAAAAUGUGCAGUUUUGUCACACAACACAAUGCCACAGAUAAUUGAAUGUUCAUUUCUCUACCAUAAGCCUCCAACGUCGUUUUAGAGAAUUUGGCAGUACGACCAACCGGCCUCACAACCGUAGAUCACGUGUAUGACGUUGUGUGGGCGAGCGGUUUGCUGAUGUCAACUUUGUGGACAGAGGGCCCAAUGGUGGCGGUGGGUUAUGGUAUGGGCAGGCAUAAGUUACGGACAACGAACAAUUGCAUUUUAUCGAUGCCAAUUUGAAUGCACAGAGAUACUGUGACGAGAUCCUGAGGCCCAUUGUCGUGCCAUUCAUCCGCCGCCAUCCCCUCAUGUUUCAGCAUGAUAAUGCAUGGCUCCAUGUCACAAGGAUCUGUACACAAUUCCUGGAAGCUGAAAAUGUCCCAGUUCUUCCAUGGCCUGUUUUGGAUGCUCUGGAUCGACGUGUACGACAGUGUGUUCCAGUUCCCGCCAAUAUCCAGCAACUCCGCACAACUUCGCCAUUGAAGAGGAGUGGGACAACAUUCCACAGGCCACAAUCAACAGCCUGAUCAACUCUAUGCGAAGGAGAUGCAUGAGGCAAAUGGGGGUCACACCAGAAACUGACUGGUUUUCUGAUCCACGCCCCACAAGUAUCUGUGACCAACAGAUACAUAUCUGUAUUCCCAGUCAUGUGAAAUCCAUAGAUUAGGGCCUAAUGAAUUUAUUUCAAUUGACUUGAUUUUCAUUAUAUGAACUGUAACUGAGUAAAAUAUUAGAAGUUGUUGCAUGUUGCGUUGUAUAUUUGUGUUCAGUAUAAUAACAGCUGUCCUGGAAGGAGUAAUAGUGUGUUUCUAGCCUAGGUAUUGUUAGUUACCCCAGAGCAUCACAGGCCUCCUAAAACAUGUACUGUACCUCACCAACCACACAGUAGUCUUAUAUGGACAUCUAUGGACAAGGAAAACAUAUUCUGCAUGUCAUGUAGCUAGCCGCAGUGUUCAGCUCCAAUAUGCUGCCUGGACCACAUUGAGACCAUUAUUCAAGUGUGUCUAAAGAAGAGUGGGCCAAGUCAAACCCUGGUCCAAGCAUAUUCAAUUAAAACACGUGAGUUAUGGUUUUAUAUUCUGCAGCCAGGGCAAGCCAAGACUACUGCACAUUUAGAUGGAUACUGACUAAAUGCUGUGAUUUAUUUUUUUAUAUAUUAUUUAUACCCUGAAUUAUUUUCUAUUUAAUGGAAAUGGAGAACUGGCUCUCUGACAAACCCACUCCCAGCAGAUUUAUGAGUGUGUGAGAAUUUUACUGCAGGUUAGGGAGAAAAUAGUCUAUCAUGACGUUCUGGGUGCUGAGAUUAGAGAGAAAAGACCAUAACACUGAAUACAUAUGAUAUUACAGUUUUUAAUUCAGUCAGUUGACUUUUCACAGAAAAAUCUAUUACAGGCCUUUAAACGAUUUGGUGUUGUAUCAGAUAUGUAUUGUAUGGUACCUUGUAUUGGGAAGGGCACUUUACUCAUACAUUUAGUGAUUAUUGUGUAGAGGAGCCACAUAAUGCUGUUUCUCAUUGUAGUGUUUCAACAUCACUGCCCUCUUUCCCACUUCCAUGGACAUGUACUGAAUCCUCAGAAGCACACACCACUCAACCCAUUCAUAUAAAUGUAGUUGACUCUGAAGUUGUUCCUGCACUCUACAGGUUGAGUUGUGUGUUUGUUGCCGUUCUGUUUGAAGUGUCACAAAGAUUAACUGUGACACAACACCUUGUCAUUUUCUCUGUUGUGGAAACACCUGACUCAAACAACAAAGCUUCUCUGAAGUCUCAUUAUUUUACUUAAUGCCAAGUUUUGCCAACCACUAGUUAUUUAUAGAGACGCAUCCUACACACACUUUAAAGAUUGUGUAUGUGAUAAUGCAUAAAGUGUUUGCUUUUGUCUCCACCGUGUGUGUGUGUGUGUGUGUCUCACACGUAGAUCCUAGCCAACCUAGUGAUGGAGACUCUCCAUCCAGAGUUGAGGAAUCUGAUUGGUCCUCGUCUGAAGGGGAAGAUGCAACAGCGACAGAGGAACUGGAUGCUGGUGAGUUGUUGUCCCACCUACAUGCUGCACUGUGUUCUUUCCUAGGACCUGGAGUUUACCCCGACCACAUGCUACGUUUUUCCCAUUCAGGUGACAUAGUCAGGAAAACUCCUGAACCAACCAUUCCUAACCACAUUGCGGAUUGCGCCAGUGUCCCAAAUGGCACCCUAUUCCCUACAGAGUGAAUUUACACUACGAUAGAUUCCCGAGAGCUAUCGGAAAAAGUACCCGUGGCUAGACGUAUUACAAUAUUGUAAAGACUAGAAUCUCGAUUCAUUUUCACGUCUCGUACGCCACCUCCGUGUGCGAGACUGCCCCUAGACAUGCCCCCUCCAAGCAGUCAAUGUAAACAGAAUUGUAUCCAAGGGAAAUGCUUGCUCCUACGGUAAAAAUCUUAAUAGCAGAGUAAUGUUUUUGAAACAGCUGAAAUGUAUAGACGUUUACCUUAUAUUUUAGACUUGUUUUAUAGAUGUUUUACCUGGAAUUGCUGUAAUAGCCAGUUACUCUCAAAUUGUCGCCGUAGCUUUAAGGGAAUCUCAGAGCACAGCAAGCAGGAACUGCAAGCAGAAACUCCCCAGGGAAUUGCCAAUUUAAUGAUUUGCAUGAUAUUGAUCAAAUGAAGCCUGGUUUGUUCUAAGGUGACUUCAAUACACUAAAGUUGUAGCUAAUGUAAGCCUAAAAGCUAUUUAGCUAUGGUUCAGCUAAUGUAAUGGGCCCUGGUCAAAUGGCCCUCAUCCCAAAUGGCACCCUGUUCCCUAAAUAGUGCAUUACAUUUGACGUGCCUACAUAGAGCACUAAUUUUGACCAGAGCCCUAUGUGCCCCAGUCAAAAGUAGUGCACUUUGUAGGGAAUAGGGUGCCAUUUGGGACGCAGAUGGUGUGUUCACCCACUCUCUCUCUCUCUGUCCCUCUCCAGAUCUCUGAGGCGGUGUAUAAGCAGGUGUUGUCUCAGACUCAGGCCCAGUAUGAGGCUUUAGUCCAGGCCUGUGAGGUUGAGACAUCCCGUCUAGACGCAGUGUUACGCACAGACAUGGACCAGAUAAUCACCUCCAAGGAACACGUCAGCGGCAAGAUCCGCGGUGAGACACACACGCACACACGGCACCCAUAGGAAACACUCCUUAUACAUAGGCUGAUAUGUAGACUUCAUCCAAAUCGGGACUAAAAGAGAUCCUAAUCAAAUUACACUGUAUUAGUUCUCUCAACAAUGGCACUUCUGCAGUCUUAGCGUCUGUAAUGUCCAUUGUUAGGCUGCCUACCGUUAGGCUGCCUACCGUCAUUUCUAGUGGUUUUGGUUUGUUGAGUGUAGAGCUAAGGGCUUAUUGGCACAGUAAAGCAGUAAGACCAGUUAUUGGCUGCGUCCCAAAUGGCACCCUAUUCUCUACAUAGUGUACUACUUUUGACCAGAGCCUUAUGGGCCCUGGUCAAAAGUAGUGCACUAUAUAGGGAAUAGGGUGCAAUUUAGGAUGCACACAUUGAGUAACACUACAGUAUUGGCCUAUGGCAUCAUGUUACUGGUGAAUUUCUAUGGACACUUGUCACUAGAGGGCUCCUGUACUGUAACUGACCCUCCCUUUCCCUCUCAGAUUUCAAACUUCUCCUCUGUUUCUUUACUCUCUCACACUUUCUCUCUCUCUCAUCCCUUACUCCCAUCUCUCUCUUUCUUUACCUCCUCUUAGCUCACUUUCUCAUGCUCUUGUCUGUCUGCCUGCUUGCUUUAACCCUGAAGCACCUUUCACUAUUUUAUUCUAGCACCCAGUCACCAUUCCACCUAAAAAGGACUUGGCAAAGGGCUUUUUAUUUUUUCUCUCUUUCUCGUGUUUUGUUUCCCAUGGAGCCAAUGUUGAAGGACUUCAUUCCUUAGAUGUCACUGGAGGCCAAUGUUCACUUUAUCCCACUGGUACACUUGACAGGGCUCAGGGCUCACAGGUCCACUAUGUGAUGGAGGAGCGGCUUUCCAUGGAGGAACUUUAAAUGUCUUUGAACUUUCGAGUUGGUUUAACGUUGGACCAGAGCAAACUAACCAGAGCUAGGCUUGUGUGUGCAGAGCAGCACUAUAAUUAAAAACAUGUCUUACCUUUUUGUAGUUAAUAAAUCCAAUGUGAAACGUGAUAACUAUAGUAUCCUUAACUAGCAUUGGAAAGUCAAUCCAUUCUUCUCUAAUUAAACGGCUCUCCCUGAUUUCUGAAUUACGCUUGUAAUGUUGUCAGUAGGCUACAGUAACCUAUGCUUCAGAGGGGAGAGGCAGGUAGCCUACACACGUACACACACCCACUGGCAAAGAUUUCUAGCUGGCAGGCAGGCGCUGGAAUAUGUUUCUGAGUGACAGAGUGAGUGCUUUGCAUAGGUGCUUUGUUGUGAUUUUUGUGGGACUGAAAAAAAUGCCUGGAACGUAAAAUAACAUUAUUAACCAGUUUCCACGCUUUUAAAAUAACGGUUCUGUUCCGGAACAGUAUAGAUCAUUUUCAUUUCCAGUUCGAGUUCUGUUCCUCAAAUAAUUUCAUUAUUUUCCGGUUUUCUGUUCUGUUCCCUGAACCUGUUCCAACCCUUGCUUUCCUCCAGACGUUUCAGUCUGAUGCCUUUGGGUAAUGCUUAGUGGACUAAACACCCCUCCAGGUUUAGGACAUGUAUGAUGAACUUCACCAACGGAGUGGAGCCGAGACGAGGCUUUGCGGAAUCUAGCUCCAACUACAUUGAUUCACCCAAGGUCAAAACGUACAGUUAUGAAACGCCCACCUUGUACUUUUGUUUGUCCUCUGUAGUUGCAUGCCUUUCUUUGUUUGGUGAAAUCCAUACUUUUUCAAUAAACGUUAAUCAAAUGCCACCACCGACUGUUUCCUUUGAUGAGAUUCAAUUGGCACAUGCGGAUUUGCGCUGAGUUGAAAUCUUAGAGCAACACCAAUGAGCAAACAGUUGGUGGUUGUAUUUGAUUAACAUUUAUUAGAAAAGUAUGGUUUCAGCGAACCAAGAAAGGCAUGCAACUACAGAGGACAAACAAGGUACAAAGGCAUUUCGUAAUUGUACUUUUUUAAAGUAUUGACCUUGGGCGAAUCGAUGCAUUCAGAGCUAGAUUCCAUAAAGCCUGGUCUCAGAUCCACUCCAUUGGUGAAAUUCAUCAGAAACUUCCUUCACCAUGGAAUGGAGUUUAGGACGCUAGGUAAUGUUCUGGGUAAUACUGUGGUCUGGCUUCGUGUAGCUCAGUUGGUAGAGCAUGGCGCUUGCAACGCCAGGGUUGUGGGUUCGUUUCCCAUGGGGGGGCCAGUAUGAAAAUGUAUGCACUCACUAACUGUAAGUGGCUCUGGAUAAGAGCGUUUGCUAAAUGACUAAAAUGUAAAAUGUAAAAUGUCUGGAAGUGUGGGUGUUUACUGUCUACUGACCACCAUUGUGACUAACCAUACUCCUCCAUGUCUCCCCACUCCGUAGCUUUGGUGUUCCCCAGGGCAGAGCAGCUCCUGCGGGGCAGCGUCCAGCCCUACCUCAGCUCCAUCCUGGAGGCCCUGAUGGAGCCCACCAGCCGAGGCUUUUCCGAGGUCCGAGACGUCUUCUUCAGAGAGCUGGUGGAGGUCAGCAAGAACACGCUCAACGGAGGGGGCAAGGACAAACUGGGGGAGGUUAGUGGACCACCGGACUUGACACACCAGAGGGGUUCGCAGGGACCCUAGGGAAUUGUCCUUGGUGACUGUUCAAUAAAAUGUACUGUAGCUCUGUCUUGGAGGAUCAAUUUAAGUGAUCUGUGUUGCCAAGUCCUCAUCUCAUCCAUGUCUGUCUGUCUGUCUGUCUUUAUCCCCCCCUCACUCUCUCACCCCCCCCCCCCCCCCCCCCCCCCCCGCCCCCCACACCUCUUUCUCAUUCGCUCCCUCUAUGUCUCCUUCUUUCCCCUCGCCCCUCUCACCAUCACUCUCUCGCUCUCAGCACAUGGACAAGAUCUCUAUGCUGGCGUUCCACCCGGUGAAGAUGCAGAGCUGCUAUGAGAAGGUGGAGCAGCUGAGUCUGGAGGGACUACAGCAGAGGUUUGAUGUGUCCAGCCCCUCCGUGUUCGUCCAGAGGGCUCAAAUCCUCAUGAGAGAGGUGAGACCUUAACCCACAAAUCCCACCACCUAGUCGGCAUGGAUGUGCUCUGCCACACCAGACUACCAACACUGUAGUUUUUAGUUAUCUGAUGCUGUGUUCAUAACCAAGUGGGAAGGUGGUAAUUUCCAGUUGUGAAGUAGUAAAUAUGAGUUGGAUGCAUUCACGUGUUUUGAACUCAUUGAGAAACGCCAAUUGGCUAAUGGCAAACAAGUGUGUCAACCAUAAAAUAAAAGUACAGCUAUCAUAAGCUACGUUAGAUCAGUAGGAAUAUUUUUUCCCCCACUUAUGUCCUCUCUUCUCUGUGUAACAGCAAAUGGCCAAUGCUGUCUACACGUUUGAGCAUCUGCUCCACCAGAGUCUGGAGGGAAAGGUCCAGGGAGGAGAGGACCUGUGUAAGACCAUCCACUGCUGUCAGGACAGAGUGCUCAAGGUUCGUAGUUAGACUGAGGGUGGAUUAGGAUGAAGGAGAAUGACUGGAUUGAUUGAUUGAUUUAAUGGAUGAAUUGAUUAAGAAUAGAUUGGCCAUCAAUACGGUUCCAUAUUCCAGUUACUUUCCCAAAAUUCUGGUUGGAGGAUUCCAGAUUUCCCACCUGAUACCAGGAAUAUUCCAAUUGGGACGACGGAAAACCUGGGAAUUUGGGAAAGUUGAUGGAAUUUUGCAACCCUUGCCAUCAAGGAUUAGAGAGUCUAAGGUCUUGUGUCUGUGUCCCUCUGUCUGUCCGUCCCCGUCAGAAAUAUGACUAUGACAGUAGCACGGUGCGUAAGAAGUUCUUCAGAGAGGCCCUGCUACAGAUCAUUAUCCCCUACAUGCUGAAGCAGCUCUCUCCCUCCUGCCAUCUGGUGAGGCUCACUGUAUAUAGUAGCUUAUUGUUUUUUAUGCUCAAGUCUCACUAAGACACUGAUACCCCUCAGACUCUAGCCACCCCUAUGGCACCCUAUAACCUCUGGUCAAGAGUAGUGCACUAUAUAGGGACUGGGGUGCCACUUGGGACGUUGGCUGUGUUGAGUGCAGUCGUCUGUAACCUCUCAUCUCCUCCCUCUCAGGACCUCCCUCGCUUCCAGGAGCUGAUCUUUGAGGACUUCUCCCGGUUCAUCCUGGUGGAGAACGUGUUUGAGGAGGUGGUGCUGCAGUCUGUCACCAAGGACAUCAUGAUGGGUGAGUGGUGGACACGCAUGGAGACGCUGGCCUGGCAUAGACUAGAUAAUUGGAGAGUCCAUUCACAAAGCAUCUCAGAGUAGGAGUGCUGAUAUAAGAUCAGUGUUUUUUUUUUUUAAUUUUAUCAUACUGAAUAACAUUAUAUGGACAUCUUAGAUCAGCAGAUUCAGCAGUGUUAUUCUGAGGCGAUUUGUGAUACGGCCCUGAUGUAAAUGUGAUACAACUGAACUGUUAGCAUGGUAGUGAUUCUCUCUCCCCUCUGUGUGCCUACAGCUGUGAAAGAGGCGGCGGUCCAGAAGAGACACAACCUGUACAGAGACAGCAUGAUCCUAACCAACAGCGACCCCAACCUCCACCUGCUGGGGGAGAACCCCUCGGUGGACUGGGCCACCCAGUUCAGGGGUGGGAAUGAGGAACCUGAGGGGGCCUUGGGAGGAGGCGGCCAGUCCAGCAGGAGGCGCAGGCAAGUGGUCUCCAUGAUCCAGCUGGACGAGAUGGGUCCGCUGCCCUACGAGUCAUGCCUGGAGGUGCCGGGGGUGGACUUCAUCCCUGAGGAGGGAGAGAUGGAGGAGGAGGUGGAAGUGGAGGUUAAAGCUCAGGAGCCCAAGGAGCCAGAGACCCCCACGGAACCAGACCACCCCAAGGGGCCUGAUUCUCCAGACAGCAUGCAGGAGAUCCGUUACCUCAUCAAACCGGUGGUGGAGAUGGUGGUCCCGGCUUCAGAGGAGGACAUAGCUGUUCUCACCAAUGGGACAGGGACGCUGACGCUGGAGGAUGGGAAGGAGGAGGAGGUGACACUCAUCACCACCUUGGUGGAGAUGCACAGGAAGUCACCACAGUGGAUGAGCGCCCCACAGGAAGUGAGCGAGCAGCUGGUAGAAACAGGAAGUCCAGACCAGGAAGCUGAGGGGGGGCUUCAGGAAAAGGGGGAGGCAGCUAUUGAGGACAAGGGGGAGGAAGACGAGGCGGCCAUCAAGAACACCAUACAGGAAAUAGAGAUAGCGGUACAGGAAGAGGACGGAAAGAGGAUAACUGAGUGUGCCGUAUACUCUGACGCAGAGCUGGCCCCGCCAUUGGCCGACUCCAGCCCCUGGGGCCAUGAUGACAGCAGGUUCCAGUCGCCGACGAAUGAGGUCUUGGAUGAGGGCAAAUCUCAGCUAAUCAUGGAUGCUCUGAAAACAGAGGAUACUGUAGUCGACCCAGGAGAGGUGGUGGUGGUUUUAGAGCAGGGAGACACUGCACUUCACAACGACUCCGAGACCAGGGAGGACUUCACUGGGAAAACCGCAGAGUGCGAGACAGAAAUGUUAUAUGAGAUUUGA